AUGUCGGACGGGAAAGAUGCUCCGCAUGACAAUGCUAGGACUGUCGAAAUCGAAAACCAUCCAGUGAAGUGGUACCGCUCGCCUACAUACAAUGCAACCAUUCUCGGAAUAUGCAGCUUUGCUGCGCCUGGUCUAUGGGGAGCCAUGAAUUCCUUGGGUGCAGGAGGCGCACAAAAGCCGUACCUCGUCAACACCGGCAAUGCACUCACGUUCUGUCUAAUGGUGCUGUCUUGUUGGGCCACCAGCAGCAUUGUCAAAUACAUCGGCAUCAAGGGUGCCCUCGUCGUAGGAACCAUCGGAUUCGCACCGUACAGUGCGGGCUUAUACCUGAAUAACCGGUACGGGGUUGAGUGGUUGGUUAUCCUUGGUGCUGCACUCUGUGGUGUUUCGGCUGGAAUAUUCUGGGCGGCCGAAGCUGCUAUCGGAAUCACUUACCCCGAGCCAAAGAACAGAGGGAGAAUGGUUGCGUACUGGUUGACCUGGACUCGACUUGGCCAAAUUCUAGGUGGCGCGAUCAACUUGGGCAUGAAUGCGGAUCGAGACCAGGCUGGAAAGGUAUCGCACAAUGUCUACUUGAUAUUCAUCGCGCUUCAAUGCUGCGGCCCUUUCGUGGCGCUGCUGCUCAAUAGCCCGUCGCAGGUCCAGCGAUCAGAUGGCAAAAAGGUCGAGCUCUCCAUCUUCGACCACCCAUGGCAAGAGUUCAAGGCAACUACGAAAACAUUCUUACGCCUAGAGUUCCUGCUUCUCAUUCUGUGGAUUGGCCAGGCAGUCUACUCAGAAGCCGUCUUUUUCACAUACAUUGCACUUUGGUUCAGCGUCCGGGCAAGAGCCCUUGGAUCAUUUGUCUCGGGCAUUGUCGCCGUCAUUGCCGGGAAUCUUCUCGGCCUAUGGUUGGACCAGGCUCAAAUCGCACUCAAGAAACGAGCUCGGUGGGCUUUUGCCGUUAUCAUGACGCUCCAGGGAGCGUGGUGGAUUUGGCUAACCAUCAACGUCACGGAAUUCCGACGCACGCAGCCAGUGUAUGACUGGAGUGAUCCUGGAUUCGGUCGAGCCUUCGGAGUCUUCGUGUUUCUGGUUUCGGGAUUUCAACUGAACUACAACUUUGCCUUCUUCAUCAUCGGAGAAUUAUCGUCAAACCCCCAAGAAACCAUUCGCUUGUCGGCUCUAUUGAGAGGCACUGAAUCGGCUUGGCAGGCGAUCAGUUAUGGGUUGGGUGCAGUCCCCAUCUUCGCCUCCGUCGGCAGCACAUACCUCAACUUUGGGCUUUGGGGCUUAUCUUUGUUUCCAGCCUGGUUGGUAAUCCGGAAAUUCGGGACAAACCAAUCUCAAAACACCGACACUGAGAAGCAGGGAGACGCCUAG
Molecule: messenger RNA, 1362 nt
Organism: Ilyonectria robusta
Lineage: Eukaryota; Fungi; Ascomycota; Sordariomycetes; Hypocreales; Nectriaceae
Product: major facilitator superfamily domain-containing protein
Exons: 2
Coding region: 1-1362 (453 amino acids)
Source: RefSeq, a predicted model, not a curated record